AUGAAUGCAACAGAUGUAAAAUAUUUGUCGAAGACUGCUGUAUCAAUAGAAGAAGAAGAAGGUAACAAAAAAGGUCGACCAGCUAAUGAACGUUAUCCUUUCCAAAAACAACAUCCACAAGCAACAACACAUUUAUUGAUGAAAUACAGUGAGUCCCAUGUACCUAUUCUUUAUGGCCCACAAAUUCCUCGACGUGAUCGUGAAGAUACUCGAGAGCGAUAUAGUCGAGCUCUUCUUACACUUUUAGUACUGUGGCGACUGCUUCAAUCGUUUCUGCGNAUCAUAGAAAAUAUUCAACUUUUACAUGAAUGUAAAAAAGAUCGUGAUGAACAUUUACUUCAAGUUAUUGCUGAAGCUCAAACUGAUAAUGAUGCAAUCGAUCCUGCUCUUUUGCCUGCAAAUCAAUAUAUUGAUGACGAAGGUGAUAUGGACGAUAGUGAAAAUUUAUUAGAAUUACUAGGUAAUUUAGAUGAAUAUACAACUGCAGCAAUUAAUGCUACCAAAAAAUCAACAGAAGAGAAAUAUAUCGCAGAAACAAUUGAAGCAGUCGAAAAUGUUGGUCGAUUCAGUCAUCUAAAUACUCAUCAUCAACCUUCUUCAAAUGAAUUUAUUGAUUAUCCAAAUCAAAAAGCUGUACCGUUCGUUUCUGCAACAUCAAAUCUUAUUCGACUAAACACAAAAUGGCAAGAACAACUAAAGACUGAGAAAGAACGAGUUAGACGAAGUUUAAUUACAGGCAACUAUGAUGAAGAAGAUAAUACGAUAAAUUUGCCAGCUGCAAAAGAUGCCAUUGUCACAGUGCUGAAUCCAAAUAGUUAUAAUCAAAGCAACUUUGACAGCUAUGGUUCGAUUCUCCCAGUUGUCUCUGUCGCAACCAACUUUCCCAAUCAAACAAGUAUUGCUGAUGAAUUUACAUUAAAUAGAGAACGACGAGCUGUUUUUUCAUGA
Messenger RNA from Rotaria sp. Silwood2, 948 nucleotides. Lineage: Eukaryota; Metazoa; Rotifera; Eurotatoria; Philodinida; Philodinidae. The record is from the annotation of a GenBank genome assembly.